Messenger RNA from Lycium ferocissimum, 1148 nucleotides. RefSeq names its product putative late blight resistance protein homolog R1B-16. Gene Ontology annotation, molecular function: alpha-tubulin binding. The coding region runs from base 245 to 1051 and encodes 268 amino acids. The transcript has 2 exons. Gene Ontology annotation, biological process: protein folding. NCBI's taxonomy places the organism in Eukaryota, Viridiplantae, Streptophyta, Magnoliopsida, Solanales, Solanaceae. The record is from RefSeq and is a predicted model, not a curated record.
CGACAUAGUAGAAGAUUACUUGAAUAUUAUUGUUGAAAGCAAUCUAGUGAUGCUUGCUAAGAGGAGUUGUGGUGUCAAGGUCAAAGUAUGUCGCAUUCAUGAUAUCUUGUUUCAUUUCUGCAAGGCAAGAGCACACAAGGAGGAUCUUAUACAACGUAUAGAACGGUCCCAAGGAGACUUUUACUCUUACAAGUAGCUUUGCUCGACGUCGACCGGCCUUCUAUGCUAAAGUUGAUCUAGUAUCAUGGAGUUUGUCUUGCUCACUUGUCGUCUCAGAUCGUUCAAGGGAGCUAACGCAAAUGCAUCCUCUUCAAUUGCUCAAGCCUCAAACAUAUUUCACAAUUUUAAGUUUCUAAAAGUAUUGGAUUUGGAGUUCACUGUGAUUGAUUCAUUCCCAACUAAGCUAGUCUACUUGAGGUAUUUUGCUGCACGAACUUCUAAGGAGUCAAUUACACCGUCCGUAGACAAGCUGUGGAAUCUUGAAACUUUGAUAAUCACGAAAGGGAAUCUAUCAGUACCCAUGACAGUUUGGAAGAUGGCUAAAUUGAGACAUCUUCACAUUUCCCAUUGCUUGACUUCAGAAGAGUUAAGUGACGAAUCCUCAAAACUUGACUAUUUGGGAACUUUUUCCACUCCAUAUUUUUCUUGUGUCGAGGAUGCAGGAUUGAUGCUGAGAAAAACACCUAAUAUUCGGGAACUGAGAUGCAAAUUUAAGGGUCUGUGCAGUGGUCAAUUCCCUAUACUGGGUGCAAAACAGCUUAAGGUGCUGAACAUUUUCGAUGAUCGGCCCGUAAAAGUCCUAUCAUAUCUUGUAUGCAUCUCCGCGUCAAAUAUCAAAAAAUUGAAAGUAUCCUUCUUAAGACUGGGCCUUCAACACUUAUCAAACAUUGCUCAGUUUCAGAACCUUCAGGAACUCGAACUGAAUUUUGUUGAAUUUGAGGAUAAUGAAUGGAAAGUGAGCAGUGACGAGUUCCCUCAACUCAAAGUCUUGAAACUACAAAGUUUAAUUCAACUUGAAAAAUGGAUUGUUUCUGACGAAGCCUUUCCUUAACUUGAACACUUGGUUUUUCAUGAUUGAGAACUUUUGAAUGAGAUCCCAUCUUGUUUCAAAGAUAUCUCUUAUCUAAAGUCCAUUGAGGUACGGGGAU